AUGGAAUGUGGUCGACCUCUUCGCCAGGACCGCAUUGUGGGCGGCUCUGAUGCACCUGUUGCAAAGUGGCCUUGGCACGUAAGUGUCAACAGCUUUGGGCAUCAAAUAUGUGGUGGCUCCCUCAUCUCCGAGUCCUGGGUUGUCUCUGCAGCUCAUUGUUUCGUAUUACCAGAAAAUUUCUCUCUCAUUCCACCAGAGGAAUAUACUGUUGCUGUGGGUGUGCACUCUCAACUGUCUUUAAUGCUAAACCCAGAGGCAUCAGAUGGCAUGCAUCAGAUAGUGAAUGUGUCAGAUAUUCUGCUUCAUGAAAAUUACUCCGGAGUUGAACAUGGAAAUGACAUUGCUUUAUUGCAUCUUGCUGAGCCUGUCAACUUCACAGAGUACGUGCGGCCCAUUUGUUUGCCCCGAGCCAAUCACAGUUUCCCUCAUGGAGCUUCCUGCUGGGCCACAGGUUGGGGAGAUGUCCAAGAGUCAGUACCACAAUCGUUCCUGUCAGGCUUGAUACUCCAGCAACUGGAACAAAAGAUCAUUGGACCCAAAGAAUGUCAAUGUCUCUUCAACUCCAAUGGUCCCUUUAAUGUUACUGUGAAAUUGUUACCUACUAUGCUCUGUGCUGGCUACAAGGAAGGGAAAAGCGAUACCUGCCAGGGGGACUCUGGAGGCCCACUUGUCUGUGAGGAACAAGGCCAGUGGUUCCUGGCUGGAAUCACCAGCUUUGGCCAUGGCUGUGCAAGGAGGAACCGGCCAGGGGUCUUUGCAAAUGUGGCAGCCUUUGAAGACUGGAUCAGAGAUCGAGUGGAAGGCGCAGUUUUCCCUGAGCAACCUCAACCUAUCCCAGCACCUUUGGUAGAAGACUCUGACAAUUGUACUAUUGCCUUGCCAGAAUGUGGCAUUGCUCCCAGACCUGGUGACUGGCCCUGGAAAGCUGUAAUAAUUACUCCAGCAUCUACACCCUGCCAUGGGGUGUUGGUAGCAGAGAAAUGGGUUCUCGCACCAGGCAGCUGCUUUCUGGGCCUAAAAGACAUCAGUAGUUGGCACGUGAUGCUUCCACCCAAGGCACAAAGGAUACCUAUCCUCAGUGUACAGUUAAAUGUCAACUUCACGCAGGAUUAUGAGUAUGACCUGGCCCUCUUGGAGCUAGCAGUACCAGUGUCUUUUACUGAGGAUACAAGGGCCGUGUGUUUACCCCGUCUGCAUCACUACUUUUUGCCCAGUAGCCAGUGCCGUCUGAUCCAAUGGGGCCGGGGAGAGCCACCCCUGGCUUCCCCGUCCCUGUUGGAAGCUGAAAUGACAUCUAACUGGUGGUGUUAUUGCGUCCGUGGCUCGAAGGUGGAAGUGGUACCCGACCCCUUGGAGAAUCCUAGCAUCCUGUGUGCUGAGUACCAUGAAGAGGAGAAAAAUGGCUGUUGGAUGGGAAGCCGCUGGGGCCUCCUGUGCGAAGAAUCGGGAUCCUGGUUUCUGGCAGGUAUUUCAAAGCCUCCAGAAGAUUGUCUUCGGCCUCGGGUCUUCUCCCCUCUACAACUUGGAAGCUAUUGGAUCAAAAGUACAGCCCAUACCUCCUACUUGGAGGAUCAGCUCAACUGGCACUUUAAGGUUGUGAGGACUUUUGUAUUCUGUCCCUCCAAAACCACGCUGGGAGCUUGUGGCAUUCAGUCAUACAAAGAUAGUAACCCAUGGCCCUGGGUGGCAGAGGUGCACAGUGCCAGAGAUGAAGCUUGCAUGGCCACUCUAGUGAGCCCUGGUUGGGUCCUAACAGACACUCAUUGUGUGGCCAGGCAUGGCUCCAUAGCGUCCCGUCUACAGGUUAAACUGGGUAGAACACGUUUUGGUACUCCAGGCCAGGUAUCAAGGCCAGUCAGCAGCAUUCAUUACACCAUGGGAUCACCCCUAGUCCUGCUGGAGCUAGAGACCAGGGUAGAUAUGUCAGCUUCUGCUCUGCCAAUCUGUCUCAAUUCUGGGCCAAUUUCAGAAGAUGUGCCCUGUUGGGUGCUAAGCUGGAAAGAUUCUGUAAAUCGAGUCCCCAUGGUGGUACAGGUCUCCAUUUUGACCCCAGAAGAAUGCCCCUACCUCAACGACCCCACCCUACCUCUGGGAACCUUCUGUGUGGCAUAUGGCGGCAAAAGACUAGACAAAUAUGAGGUUGACUCAGGCUCAUCUCUCAUGUGUCAACGAGGACCUGACUCCUGGAUGCUGAUCGGAAUUUCAAUAAGAGGAAGCCAAGAACUAUUUGCUCCAGUGAAGACCCAACACUUUUGGAUCUCGCAGACUGUGUGCGAUGCACCCUUUGUGUAAUUCAGCCAGUGACUCCAGACCUUGGAACAGAUCUACAAUCAGAGCCUGAACUGUUCUACUGCAACAGGGGGAGAGGAUGAAAUAUCCCUCUUUCUCUAUUUAAAUCAAGUCUCAAAUGGCUGCCUCUGGAAUGCUCCCAAACCAGUUCCAUGCUGGGAACCUGGAAAGCUUCAAGAAGGGUGACGAUGAUGAUGACAAACUGGUGUCUAAUUGGACUUGCAUUCCGAGUGGUGAUAAUUUCAGCCAAAGAAUCCUGGGGGUGGAAUGAAUAUGUUCAAUAAACACAGUGCUAACAUGA
Molecule: messenger RNA, 2590 nt
Organism: Antechinus flavipes (yellow-footed antechinus)
Lineage: Eukaryota; Metazoa; Chordata; Mammalia; Dasyuromorphia; Dasyuridae
Product: polyserase-2-like
Exons: 13
Coding region: 1-2292 (763 amino acids)
Biological process (GO): proteolysis
Molecular function (GO): serine-type endopeptidase activity
Source: RefSeq, a predicted model, not a curated record